UGUACCGACUGUUGUGCGUAUAAAAUACUCGCGCUUUAUAUCAGUCAUAUUUAACUAUGAGUGGACCACAAAAUGUGUAUAACUUUUGAACGUAUAUUUAACACUGGCAGAUGCGUGUGAAGUUCUUUAACUUAGGGUGUGACUAAACUAUAAAGGCGGUACUAAGGGUUUAAACUCUUUUACAAUUUAAACUGAGUGAAGAGGUUUAAGACGAAAAAAAUUAAAGAAGUUAAGCAUUUAAUCUGUAUUGAUAUUAUUUUGGAAAUAAUGGGGACGAUCAAAGCUGAAUGUUUGUAAAAAAAUAUAAAGGAAAAAAAAGGAAUAUGUUACAAUUUAAAAAGAAAAAUAAGGUGAAUUUGAUUUGGAAUUUCUUAUGAUAAAUUAAUAAAAUAAAUAUGAUAUUAUGAAAAUAUAAUCUAAUAUAAAUAAAUAUAGUGAUUUAAGGUAAAACGUUUCAAAAUCAAAAUAGUACCAAAUUAAGCCUAGCAAAAUUAUUUGUGAUUAUUGCAGUUGGUUAAAAUGGAAAUAAUUCUAUGGAAUACGAAAAGGUCAAUUCUCAGACUUUUAAUCAAAAUGUGGACGUAAAUCAUACAGUACUGAGCUGGAACCUGACAAAUUGCUUCCAAUUUGUAGACAAAAACUGGAUUUACUCUCCUAAUGUAAUUCGCUGGCAGGGAAAAAAAUCUACGGAAGCAAAAUGACAUUUGGUUGUGUGUCUUAAGAUAAACCGUAUUAAGAAAAUGACUGUCGUUGUGAUGUUUUUAUGGAUAUACGCGGCUUGUGUAACAGUUAUGGCAUAUUGCUACUCAAUUAACGAUCAUAGAAGUUCAAACGAUAUCAACUUGGAUUUUGAGCCGUUAGAACGUCUUGGACAGACGGACACUUUGAUUAAAGCGCUGAAGGAUAUAGCACAGAGUUCACACGAUUGUGGAGUACGAGAUGUUCCGAAAUUACGGCGUAAAUUCCUUACGAAUGAAACCGUCACGUGCAAUGACGGAUCACCUGCAGGGUACUUCAUUCGAAAAUCAUAUGGAAGCAAAAAGUGGAUUAUUUUUCUCGAAGGGGGAUGGUACUGUUUUGAUGAUGUCAGUUGUCAAAUGAGAUGGGCUAGCAAUAUGAAGAAAUUUAUGAGUUCAAAAGGCUGGCCAAAGAAAAGAAAAGUUACAGGAAUAUUAUCCUGGAACCCAGAAGAAAACCCAUAUUACUUUCAUUCCAACAUUGUAUAUAUUCCAUACUGUUCAAGUGACACAUGGAGUGGCACUGCACCUAAAGGAACCAAUGGAAAUGAAUUUGCUUUCAUGGGUUCCCUUAUAUUAGAAGAAGUGAUCAAAGAUCUCAUUCCACGUGGGUUAAAACACGCCACGAAAUUAAUACUCACUGGCAGCAGCGCGGGUGGUACGGGUGUACUUAUAAAUUUAGAUCGAGUAGCCAAUCAGAUGGCAGAACUUGCACCGGAAGUUGAGGUGCGUGGUAUAGCAGACUCAGGCUGGUUCCUGGACUAUCCUCAAUACAGAUAUAAAGACUGUGUGGAGGCACUGUCAUGCGCACCAACGGAUGGAAUAAAACGGGGAAUCAAAAUGUGGAGAGGACGGGUACCAGACACGUGUAUGGCAGAAUACACAGAGUCUGAGCAUUGGAGAUGUUACUUUGGUUACAGACUCUACAGAACACUUAAAAAUCCACUCUAUGUAAUACAGCAUUUGUUUGACGAAGCUCAAAUUCUAGUGGACAACGUGUUCGAACAGACUCAGAUCAAGGGAGACAACACUGCCGCAACUGUAACCAAAUCUCAGUGGGAGUAUCUUCAUAAACUUGGUCAGGAAGUUAGAAAAACGUUGGAUAAUGUAUCAGCAGUGUUUGCACCGUCCUGUUUGUCACAUGAGAUACUAACGAGAUACGACUGGUUCAACGUCAGCAUCAACAGUAUUAAACUUGGGCAAUCAAUCUAUUGUUGGGAAAACAGUUAUAAAUAUGAUAAAUGUUUAAUGACCACGGCUUCAGGGAAUGCAUUAGAAGCAUUAAGUGACACAUUACAAGGUGAUUCACCGAAGACAAAUGAUUCAAAAGCAACACGAAGAAGGAGAAGGAAGAGGAAAAAUAAGAAGAAAAAGAAGAAGAAAAGGGAAAGAAAACGAGACAAUAGGGCGAACUCUAAAAGUAGGAAAGGCAAAAAUAAAAAGAGAAGACGAAGAAAGAGUAGACAUCGGCGUCAUCAGCACCCAAGCGGAAGUUGUUUUCAUCAUCUUAUUGACUCGUGUCCUCUUCCACAGUGCAACGCAUCAUGUCCUAAAUAUAGAAACAGGUUUACUGGAGAUGAAAUGGAUUUCUUCCGAAUGUUUAUACGUUAUGGAAUAGAUAAGAAGGAUAUUGCGUCUCUGCUGGGUAAAGAUGUGUCUGUUGUUCAAAGAAUGGAUGACAGUACCCUUACAAGACUUAUUAUGGAUUUUGUAGGAAGAGGGCGAUAAUCGUGUAGAAAAACAAAUGGUGUUCGAUUGUAAGGGAGAGAACUGAGUACAACCAAAGAUGAAACUAUCACACAAUCUUCAUGGAAGUAUCGCGAAUGUAAUUAAAGAAGGUGGAUAAACAGGUCAGACGUUUUGACUAGAGUGUACCAUUUGGUUGUUAAAAGGAAAGUACAUGACUAUGAAAGUUCCAUGACAAUUUAAAUAUUACCUCAAACUUAUUUGUCGUAAUUGACAUUUGCACAUGCAGCUUCAAGACGUUAUGUUGUCACAACUACGUGAUGGUAUAUACCUAUUAUAUGUAAAUACUGUACAGUUAACUGUUUAAGAUCAAAUUUCUCAUAAUGAGAGGGAUAUUGUUAAAUGCAGGUAACUGCUUAUGAUAAAUUAUCCCUUACAAAUUUGUAAUGUCUGUAAUUGCAGGUAAAUGCUUAUGAUACAUUAUACCGUAUCUUACAAAAUGGGAUGUCUGUAAAUCCAGGCAACUGUUUAUUAUGAAAAUAUCUCUGACGAAUUUUGAUAUCUGCAAAUUCCACUAGUUAACUGCUUAUGAUCAGUUAUUAUCUUUAAUUGGAAUAUAUACAAAUGCUGUUAACCUGCAUAUUAACAACUGUCUCUGGUACAAUAUAAUAUCUGCAAAUGUUUAUGAUCAAUUAUCUCUUAUAAAAUGGGAUAUAUAAAAUGUAAGUUUAGAUAUCUGCUUAUGAUUAAUUAUUUCAGAAUGCAUAUAAAUAUAUAAGGGAUAAGGUCAGUUAUUCGGUCAAAAUAUGAUUAAGAUUGUAGUCAAAGGUAAACAAAUUUUCGUGCAUUAAUAACACUAUUUCACUUUGGGUAGAAUACAUUCUGCAUAAAAUGAAGCGCAUUUUUUCAUGGUUUUAUUCCAACGACAGCAAGUUUUGGGGACCAAAAACAAGAAUUAAAAGCUUAUAUGGAUUUGAGUGUAUCUGUGCUACACACCGGGCACGUUAAAGAAUCAGACUGUCUAUAUUUAGCUUGGCAUAGUUUAUCUCUCUCUCUUUAUCUCUCUCUCUCUCUGUUCUGGGGACUUGUUUCGCUCUGUCCCUCUGGUCAGAUUGCUCUGUGUCUAUAUCAUUAGAGGAUUAACGCGAUAAAUGUGUUUUUCUUCAUAUAUUGAACACACUAAGCAGGUUAUUUAUAAUAACUGUCUACAGAUUACUCAAAAUCGAGUUAGAACUGAAAAUUACCAACAAAAAAAAACACUUUCUUGAUCAUUUUUUAAAAUUGGAGGUGUGCCCCUUUAACAACUGUCUUUCAGGAGCGUUUUUUUUAGUUAUGUCGGACAAAUUUACUUUACAACAGCAUUAUUUUAUGAAGGGUUAAUAUGUGAAAGGGUAAUUUAUGAUCAUUUUAUAUAUUUCCUUUGGGUAUGGUUCAAUUUUAUUCUGGAUUUGAUAUUUUUAAUUCAUAUGACUUUUUUAAGACAUAUUAUAACUCGAAAGCUGACCAGUAAUUUAAUAAACAGUAACAUAUAAGUAUAUGCAAGUUCUUUAUAAUUAGUCAAUUUGCAUGUUAAAGUAUUUGCAGGAAAAUAAAAAUUCCGUUUAAGCGUCAUCACUGUUUAUUGAAAAUGUUUCCUGGUUGCAUUCAGGUCUGAACUUUUUUGAUGGGGAUAUACUGUUGCCCAAUAUGUUUGUCAAAUAUAAAUGAAUUCGGCAGUUUAUCAAAAGAAAGUAGAAAAUAGCCCAGAGAAUUUUUGUUUUGAUAAUGGCUUGACGUUUGACGUAAUACCUCGAGUAAUCUACUGUUUUACAUCAAGCAAAUAAAAACAAAUAACUAUUUUACUGGUCCUUGCUUUUUCAUCAAUUUUUAUAAACUCAACAGCACUGCUGCCGAGAUAUUAACUUUAUGUUGAUGAUGUAGAUUUUACUUUGACGCCAACUCCUCGAUUUAACCUCUUGACCAUUUAGUCAUUUGUAUAUAUUCAGUUUUAUAUUAUACUUGACUGUCGCUUUAAAAUGGACCAUGUACAGCAAUUAAAGAAAUCGGACUCAUAUUGCAUGUGUGCAUUCAGAGUGUACUGUGAGCCGAUACCACGAUUUCUUACACAGUAUGACACCUUUACGUGAAAAAAAUGAUGUCAUUAAAAUGUGUGUCUUAGCGUGAAAAAUGUCACCUUUUUUCAGACUAAAGAAUACAGUGUAUUUCAUUUAUAAAUGUAUUUGCAUUUGUAAGAAAAAAUGAUUUUCUCUUUAUAUCUCUUUUGCGGAAUAAAGUCCUCUUUUGCGGAAUCAAGUCCUCUUUUGUGGAAUGAAGUCCUCUUUUGCGGGCAAUGUCUCCGCUAAAGAACACGUGGAUACUUCUCUAUAUAAAUUUAAUUAAACCUAAUGUGAAAGAUAUUUUAAAUAUAAUUAUUAUGAAAUAUUUAUCUUAGGAGGUACCCUAAAUAACAGGUCUUUCUGCAUGAUGGUCCAUUUUAACGUGACGUGUCACGUGCAUUUGGUUGUGAUAACCGUGAAUAAAUUUCUUGAAGUUGUUAUGCAAGAAUAUUAUUUAAGACUCUGGCAAAAAAUAUUUGAUUUUCUUUUACGGGUAUUUUACAUAUGUAUAUUUUGUGUACAUAGUAAAAUUCUUUUAAGAAUAAACCAGUCGUGUU
Mercenaria mercenaria is the source of this 5076-nucleotide messenger RNA. Its product is annotated as palmitoleoyl-protein carboxylesterase notum1-like. The coding region runs from base 741 to 2465 and encodes 574 amino acids. The record is from RefSeq and is a predicted model, not a curated record. Lineage: Eukaryota; Metazoa; Mollusca; Bivalvia; Venerida; Veneridae. The transcript has 12 exons. Gene Ontology annotation, molecular function: hydrolase activity.